Molecule: messenger RNA, 390 nt
Organism: Aureococcus anophagefferens
Lineage: Eukaryota; Pelagophyceae; Pelagomonadales; Pelagomonadaceae
Exons: 1
Molecular function (GO): hydrolase activity
Source: RefSeq, a predicted model, not a curated record
GGCAUGUGGCGCGGCAUCGGCGAGGUCAUGUGCCGCCACGACGACCUGACGACGCUGCUCCAGGAGAACGAGACGCCCUGCAUGAACCACGUCGCGCUCGAGCCCAUGUACGAGUUCUGCGUCAAGCACGGCCUCAACUGCAUGAUGCACCAGAACGCGGACCGCACGGCCAAGGUCGAGUCCAACGGCUUCUACGAGUACCAGUUCGAGAUGGAGCAGGUCCUCGAGAAGUUCCCCGAGCUCAAGCUCGUCUGGUGCCACGCGGGCGUGUCGCGGCGCACCUUCGAGCCGAACCACCACGAGAUGCUCGACGAGCUCAUGGACAAGUACCCGAACCUCACCGCGGACAUCAGCUGGGUCGUCUGGGAGCUCACGAUCUGCGGCGAGGAC